UUGAACACCAAAGAAGAAGAAGCUGGUCUUUCACUUUGUUGGUGUUGUCCUCAGCAGUUCUGCAGGUGGACUGUCUCAGAUUUUACUUUGGAGACAAAGACAGAAAUACUAAAACACUGGGAGCAAAGCGAGAGCGACUGCGGACACACACAGAGUGAUCGCCGGGGAGACAUAGAGGGACAGUGUCCACAGUGAGGGACAGGGAGACAGCAGCAGACAUGAGUGAAGCCACUGUGGACACGAGCACCAUCUGCCUCUUCGAUGUGGACGGCACGCUCACCGCCGCGAGACAGCGUGUGACUCCACACAUGGCAGAGUUCCUUGACAAGCUGAGGACUCGGGUUCGAGUCGGCGUGGUGGGAGGGUCGGAUCUCAGCAAGAUCAAAGAGCAGCUGGGAGAUGACGUGAUCCAAAAAGUGGACUACGUGUUUGCUGAGAACGGCCUUGUGGCCUACAAGAACGGAGAGUUACUCUCUGUCCAGUCCAUCCAGGCCCACAUGGGAGAAGAGCUCCUCCAGGAUUUCAUUAACUUCUGUCUCAACUACAUGGCCAAGAUCAAACUGCCCAAGAAGAGGGGGACAUUUAUUGAAUUCCGUAACGGCAUGUUGAACGUCUCCCCAAUCGGACGCAGCUGUUCACAGGAGGAGAGGAACGAGUUCUACGAGCUCGAUAAGAGAGAGAAAAUCCGAGAGAAGUUUGUGUCCGUAUUAAGGGAAGAGUUCAAAGGAAAAGGAUUAUCGUUUUCAAUUGGAGGGCAGAUCAGCUUUGACGUGUUUCCUGACGGUUGGGACAAGAGAUACUGUCUGCGGUUCAUUGAGGAGGACAAAUACUCAACCAUUCACUUCUUUGGAGACAAGACUAAACCUGGAGGAAACGACUACGAGAUCUACAGCGACGCUCGGACCAUCGGCCACGAAGUCGCCUGUCCAGAGGAAACUGAGCAACAAUGUCAGCAGCUUUUCUUCUCAUGAUCAUCAUCUUAUCUUGGGAUUUAAUUACUGAAAUGAUCUAAUUCAGAAAGAGCCAGCAUUAUGGCGCCUUUGGUAAAUUCAAGGAAGAAGAGGGAAGACUUAGCAGAGAGAUUUCUGGGUUUUUUUGGGGGGUUUGUAUGAGAGCGGUCCUGCCUUUAAAUGUGAUGAACUGCGUGAGUAAAAGUAAUGGUUUAAAAUGUAUUGUUUAAUUUUCUAAAUGAGACUCCGGUUUGCAUUUUCAACAUUACCUCAAAAGGAAAACGUUGAGCCAACAAAAAUGGCAGAGACCAUAGAGAGGGGAAGUCCCUCCCCCUUCCGGUGUCUCUCGUUGGACCUUAAUUUGGAAAAGUAACAUGAGCGAUCAUUUUUGGUCUCAUUUUAAUUGUGCCAUGAAUCACACUUAUAAUUUGUUUACACUUUUGCAUAUUAAAUUAAUCCUUGUUUUAAAGUAAAAUUUAGUUUUGUGUCUCGCCCGAUAUACGUCACCAACAGCAUUAAGUUGUUCCACACCCAAAUGUAACUUUAUCUUUCUUGAUGUGAUUCAUCCAUUAACUCCUGGUCUGUUUCCCAGCUGCACGAUAAACCACAGUAAAAUGUGCAACGGUUCAUAUUAUACUGUCAAGUUUAAUUACGGCUGCACUUUGCAAAAAAAAUUCAUGAUAAUUACUGUGCAGCAUCAACCACAUUCAGCAACAGUCUCUCAGCUGCAGGUGUGGCAUGAAACGUGUUUUUUUUUGUUUGUCUGGUAUGUUGUUUACAGAGUGGGUGUGCAGCAGGCCACACCAGCGAUGCUACUGGUCUAUUGUCCACGUGUACAGGGACAACAAGUGUGUCUGUUUUUAUCGUUAACUUGUCUACUCAUGCGAGUAGAUCCACUACGAAACACACAGGCAGUGAAGCUUCAGUCAGCGAGAAAGUUACGACAUCACAUGCACAACUUUUGGGUCUCUGAUGACGUAUUUUCACAGUCUUAUUUUUUAACAGUUUUACAACAAGCGGCAACUUUCUUGACUUGCAAAUUUAUCUUUUAAAUUGACAUAUAAUAAGUGUAACUCAUGGCACAAUUCGGACAGGAUCAAAAAUUAAUUUGUCUCUGUUAAUCAGCUCCGUGGUGGUCCACCACAUGUAAUUCUGUAAUCAUGUUUUUGAUUGUGAAAACAAAAUUCAACUAGAAAUCUGUUUGUUUUUGGCCCAAAAUAGCUUGGAUUUGUCAUUUUACGCACUGCAUCUCGAUGCCACUGUACUCUGAACGUGCUUUAAACUGAACUCCAACUCCCAUGUGACCCGCUGUGCCUCUGACGAGCUGCUUCAGGGACUCAAACACAGACGACUCUUUGACUGUCUUCAGUCGGGGUUUUGUAGUGUUCUGCGGUUAGUGGAGGCUUUGAGGAAAGCCUCCACUGGUCGUAUGACUUGAAUGCUGCUUUUCUUUUCCCAGAGCAAAUUUUGCCGGGACCAUGAUGUCUUCCUCAUUUAAUUUUCUGAUGAAGUCUGUGCAGGUUUCUUUGUUCAGUCGUGUUUAACUUCACUGAUGCAUUUUAUAUGAACAAACUGGAACCACAGUACUGAUAACCUGCUGUGUGCCAUCAGACCAGUUAUAGAGCAGCGCAUAUAGUGUCAUGGCUGUCAGUAGCAAAAUGUACAUUUUUACAUGGAGAUAUCAGCAAUUAGUGUAUUAAUAUUUUAUUAUGGCCCCUAUGGUACCUCAUAGAAAUGUGUGAGAAUUAAUCUGAAAAAUACAGUUUCUAAAAUGCGUGAUGGCACUUGAACUUGAA
Plectropomus leopardus (leopard coralgrouper) is the source of this 2746-nucleotide messenger RNA. It is a transcript of the gene pmm2, whose product is annotated as phosphomannomutase 2. Gene Ontology annotation, cellular component: cytosol. Gene Ontology annotation, biological process: mannose metabolic process; GDP-mannose biosynthetic process; protein N-linked glycosylation. The record is from RefSeq and is a predicted model, not a curated record. Lineage: Eukaryota; Metazoa; Chordata; Actinopteri; Perciformes; Serranidae. Gene Ontology annotation, molecular function: phosphomannomutase activity.